Hypoxylon fragiforme is the source of this 1597-nucleotide messenger RNA. Its product is annotated as 2-dehydropantoate 2-reductase. Gene Ontology annotation, molecular function: oxidoreductase activity. Lineage: Eukaryota; Fungi; Ascomycota; Sordariomycetes; Xylariales; Hypoxylaceae. Bases 158 to 1312 code for a protein of 384 amino acids. The transcript is spliced from 4 exons. The record is from RefSeq and is a predicted model, not a curated record. Gene Ontology annotation, cellular component: cytoplasm.
GUUAAUUUCCAAGGUACGGGUAGUUACUUGGCAUCCGCGUACCUACAUACAUCCACAUACAUCCACAUACAUGACUACAUCCAUAAUUAAUAUCAUCCAUUCAUCAUUGUCAUCAUUGUCAUCAUUGCCAUCAUUCUUUAUAUGCUUGUAAGCCACAAUGGCAAAUCCUGACAAACCAACAAAACCAGUACAUAUUCUCUUCGUUGGUGCUGGCGCGGUAGGAUGCUUCUACGCAUCACGGUUACACCAUCCAUCUCACAAUAUCCUUACUUCUCUCAUCGCCCGGUCUAACUACUCCGCAAUUGCCAAGUCUGGCGUCUCCUUGCAGACUCACUCCUUUGGUGACUACACAUUUCAGCCUCAUGCCGUGUUCCCUUCCAUCUCAGCAGCAACAGCAACAGACGACCCAGGCUCGUCACCCUUGGCCGCCAAUCCUGCCUCUGCCCCGCAGAGCCUACCGCCGAAGGAUGGGUGGGAUUACAUUAUAGUCACCACAAAGGCACUUCCUGACCGCAACGACGACGCGGCUCUGAUCGCCCCACUCGUCUCUGCCAAGUCAUGUAUCGUGCUGAUCCAAAACGGCGUCGGCGUUGAGGAGCCCUAUCGGUCUCGUUUCCCGCAUAAUCCGAUAGUGAGUGCCGUGACCGUUGUUAGCGCUGAGCAGAUCAGGAAUGGCGUCGUACGGCAGAAUCGGUGGACCAGGAUCAGCCUAGGACCGUAUGGCCACGGUCUCAGCGCACCCUCGUCGCCAUCUGACUCGGCUUCGACCGUCAAUGAUGAUGAUGAUGAUAAGGCGGUAGUACAGAGAGGCCACGCGUGCAUGGACCAGCUCGCGCAAUGGUGGGCCGACCACGGCGGCAUCCGCGACGCCGAGACGCACACCGAGCUCGAGCUGCAGACCAUCCGCUGGCACAAGCUGUGCAUCAACGCCGCCUUCAACCCCACCGCCGUCCUAUCCGGCGGCCGCGGCAACGCCGACCAGCUGACCGACCCCGAGCUGCGCGAGCACAUCACGGGAAUCAUGCACGAGAUCCGCCACGCCGCCGCUCAGGUCCUCGGAAAACCGUUCCCGGAUUCCCUGGCGUCGCCGGACCGCAUCAUCCGGAGCAGCGAGAGGAAUGCGGGCGCUAAGCCGAGCAUGUUGUUGGACUGGGAGGCUGGGCGGCCGAUGGAGCUAGAGGUUAUCCUGGGGAAUCCGGUCAGGAUUGCGAGGAGGAAGGGGGUUGAUAUGCCGAAGUUGCAGAGCUUGUAUGCGUUGUUAAGGAGCAUGCAGAAGGUGAGGGAGGAGAGGGGGGAGAAGGGGAAGUUGUAGGGGUGGGAUUGAGAGUAGGCGAUCUGUGCAUAAGAGGAUCGAGGGCAUGAAGCUGAUAAUCUACUGUAAUCAAAACAUUUUCCUUUUUCUAAUGUACAAUCACACUUUAAAAAUACGUAAAUAGCAUUCAGGGGGUUUGGCUUUCAACAGUUUCAUGUCACAUUACAGUCAUAUCGAAGCAGGUAAACGCAGUUCAAGCUAGUUAAGGGGUAUCAAUGAAUCUAUCGUAUAAGUAUGCUAGUUAGGGGGUAUCAUGGUCAAGUCUAAUCUACCUAGCCUACGACG